This is a messenger RNA of Linum trigynum, 453 nucleotides long. The record is from the annotation of a GenBank genome assembly. Lineage: Eukaryota; Viridiplantae; Streptophyta; Magnoliopsida; Malpighiales; Linaceae.
AUGUCCCAAAAUUUCGGUGAAUCGGUGCUCAACGUCAAUGACACCAACACUAUCAUCACUUUUACCCUUAAUCCUGCCUCCCAAUUACCCACCAAGCUUAUUGGUGAUAAUUUCCCAACAUGGAGGGUGCAACUCUUCACCCUUCUUCGAGGCCUUGAUCUCCUCAAGUUUCUUGACGACUCUCAUCAUGCUCCCGCUGCCACCAACGAGGCUUCUGUUCGCACUCUCUGGUAUCGACGAGAUCAACUUCUCCUUCAUGCUAAUCAUGCUUCUAUGUCUUCUUCUGUUGCGCCCUAUGUAUCAACAGCUACCUCCUAUCGCGACGCCUGGACGACAUUGGAGCGCAUGUUUGCCAGUCAAUCCCGUCAACAUGUUAUUCACCUCAUCGAGAAACUCGGCCGAGAAACUCUUGGCAAAUGUCCGAUGGCUUUAUCCUCUAUCUCGCAAGUCUGA